Amborella trichopoda is the source of this 3208-nucleotide messenger RNA. RefSeq names its product Prolyl oligopeptidase family protein. The record is from RefSeq and is a predicted model, not a curated record. Gene Ontology annotation, molecular function: serine-type endopeptidase activity. Gene Ontology annotation, biological process: proteolysis. NCBI's taxonomy places the organism in Eukaryota, Viridiplantae, Streptophyta, Magnoliopsida, Amborellales, Amborellaceae.
UUUCCUUAUGUCAAUGUACUUUUCUCUCCUCUCUCCUCUCUCAUAGGUUAUGAAGGCAUCUCUUUCCAUGUCUGCAUAACUUUCGAUCCUCUUUCACUGCUCCUAAAAAAAAGUGCAAUGAAAAUAAGGGGCUGAGGGCGUUUACUGAGUAGUAUAUUCCCUUUCUUAAGUGUAUAGAAUGAUAGCUCAAAGAGUAUGUCGCCUGUCUCUUAGGACCCAUGUUUUUUCUUUAAAUCAACAACCUUCUCUUUCUCUCUCUACUUUCAGAUGGUCUCUUAAAACCAGUAAAUCAAUCGGCUUUUAUGGAAAUUGGGGAAUUUCAUUGAGAAAAGGUGCAAAACCCGUGAACCCAAUGAGUUGCAGGCUUCAUAGGCUUGCGCCAGCUGCUGCUUUUGAAGAUGGGGGAGGAGGACCAAAUGGGUCAGUGAAUUCUUCACCUGAUGAUGGAGAAUCUUCAUUGGAUGGUGGCUACCAGCUUCCUCCACCUGAUAUCAGAUGCAUAGUUGAUUCACCCCCACUACCUGCACUGUCAUUUUCACCCAAGCGAGAUAAGAUGCUAUUCCUUAAGCGAAGGGCUUUACCCCCAUUGGCUGACCUUGCAAGACCAGAGGAAAAACUUGCAGGGAUACGCAUUGAUGGGAAUUGUAAUACGAGGAGUCGUAUGUCAUUCCACACUGGUAUUGGAAUCCAUUCUUUAAUGGAUGAUGGUACUCUAGGACCAGAGAAAGCGGUUCAUGGCUUUCCUGACGGUGCAAAACUCAACUUUGUAAGCUGGUCACGUGAUGGCCAGCAUCUGUCCUUCACCAUUCGAUGUGAUGAGGGAGACAAUGGGGAUAAUGGCAGCAGCAAAUUGGAUGUGUGGGUUGCGGAUGUAGAAACUGGAAAGGCCAGGCCCUUGUUUCAGUCACCUGACAUUCACCUGAAUGCAAUAUUUGACAACUUUGUUUGGGUUAAUGAUUCCACAUUACUUGUUUGCACUAUCCCUCGUUCACGUGGAGCAACUCCGAAGAAGCCACUGGUUCCACCUGGGCCAAAAAUUCAGUCUAAUGAGCAAAAGGAUGUAGUCCAAGUUAGAACUUAUCAGGAUUUGUUGAAAGAUGAAUAUGAUGAAAUUUUAUUGGAUUACUAUGCGACCUCCCAAUUGAUGCUAGCUUCCUUGGAUGGAACACAUAAAGAGAUUGGUCCUCCAGCUGUUUACACAUCAAUUGAUCCCUCACCAGAUAAAAAAUAUUUAAUGAUAUCCUCCAUUCACAGGCCUUACUCAUAUAUUGUACCUUGUGGAAGGUUUCCCAAAAAGGUUGAUCUAUGGACUGCUGACGGAAAAUUUGUUAGAGAAAUGUGUGAUUUACCUCUUGCAGAAGAUAUACCUAUAGCUUUCAAUAGUGUACGGAGAGGAAUGCGUUCCAUCAAUUGGCGGCCAGAUAAACCUUCAACGCUUUAUUGGGUAGAAACACAAGAUGGUGGAGAUGCAAAGGUAGAAGUUUCUCCACGUGAUAUAAUUUAUACACAAUCUGCGGAGCCACAAGAAGAAGAAAAGCCUGAAAUUCUUCAUAAACUUGAUCUUCGCUAUGGUGGUAUCUCAUGGGGUGAUGUUUCCUUGGCCCUAGUUUAUGAGUCCUGGUACAAAACACGCAAGACACGAACAUGGGUUAUAUCCCCAGGCAAUAAAGAAGUCAGUCCACGUAUACUAUUCGAUAGGUCAUCUGAAGAUGUUUAUUCCGACCCUGGUUCUCCAAUGCUUAGAAGGACCUCUUCUGGAACCUAUGUUAUUGCAAAGAUAAAAAAGAAAGAAGAAGGCACAUAUAUAUUACUGAAUGGUAGCGGGGCUACACCAGAAGGAAAUAUUCCAUUUCUUGAUUUGUUUGAGAUAACCACCGGUGCAAAAGAACGCAUAUGGGAAAGUGACAAGGAGAAGUACUAUGAAACUGUUGUUGCUUUGAUGUCUGAUCAACCUGAUGGUGAUCUCGAUCUUGAUCAGCUUAAAAUUCUGACCUCGAAGGAGUCAAAAACAGAAAACCCUCAGUAUUACCUGGAGUGCUUGCCUAAUAAAGAAGUCAAAAUCACAAAUUUUCCCCAUCCAUAUCCUCAGCUUUCUAAUCUACAAAAAGAGAUGAUCAGAUAUCAGCGUAAAGAUGGCGUUCAACUUACUGCUACUCUAUAUCUGCCUCCAAAUUAUAAUCCCUCAAAGGAUGGGACACUUCCAUGUCUGAUAUGGUCUUAUCCUGGAGAAUUUAAGAGUAAAGAUGCAGCUGGACAAGUUCGUGGUUCUCCAAAUGAAUUUGCAGGGAUAGGCCCAACAUCGCCCCUUCUGUGGUUAGCUAGAGGGUUUGCUAUCUUAUCUGGACCCACAAUACCAAUAAUUGGAGAGGGUGAUGAAGAGGCAAAUGACAGGUAUGUAGAACAACUGGUUGCCAGUGCAGAGGCCGCAGUUAAUGAAGUUAUACGCCGAGGGGUGGCACAUCCCAAUAAAAUAGCAGUUGGAGGUCAUUCUUAUGGUGCAUUCAUGACUGCCAACCUACUAGCCCAUGCUCCUCACCUCUUUAGCUGUGGGAUUGCUCGCUCUGGUGCCUAUAAUAGAACACUCACUCCUUUUGGUUUUCAGAAUGAAGAGAGAACCCUUUGGGAAGCGACAAAUAUAUAUGUUGAAAUGAGCCCCUUCAUUGCUGCAAAUAAAAUCAAGAAGCCUAUUCUAUUAAUCCAUGGAGAGGAAGACAACAACCCAGGGACGCUCACAAUGCAGUCGGAUCGCUUUUUCAAUGCUCUAAAAGGGCAUGGGGCCUUAUGCCGGCUCGUGGUUCUCCCCUUUGAGAGUCAUGGUUAUAGUGCCAGAGAGAGCAUCAUGCAUGUCCUUUGGGAAACUGACAGAUGGCUUCAAAAGUUCUGCAUAAAUGCUCCUGAUACUGUUUCGGAUAUCAAUACUUCUAAAGUUGAUGAAAGCCAAAAGGUUGAUGAUUCUGAAGUUGAAGUGGUUUCAGCAACUGGAGGAGGCGAGUCAGAGACAGCAGGACUAGCACACGAGGUCCUCAAUUUGUUACGGAGGUCAUUUUUGUGAUAAUUUCCCAUCUGAUUAUUUUCAACUCUGUUAAUACAUAACAUGUUAACCUGCUUAUUCAGAAUAUACCAAAUGGGGUGUUAUCUAGUUUGCAGCAGGGAAUUAUUGGAUGUAUUACAAUUUCAAAUAAAAAGAUUUAGAUGGCCUAUAUAGUGA